UUCACCAGUAGCAGACCAGUCACAAACAUUUCAGUCUUUUUAACUCGUCCGUGGGGCAGCGUUAUCAAUGCCCUGCCCUCUCUGCCCAUCCCUGCCCGCUCUCCCGAAAUUCCUCUAUCUCUACAACCCCAACUUUCCCUUUACUCUCUCGCGACAUCUCUCUCUCUCUCUCUCUCUCUCUCUCUCUCUCUCUCUCUCUCUCUCUCUCGUUUGUUAAAUUGAAUACUUCACUACCCUCUGUUGUAAAUUUAUAAAAGAUCGGUGAAUUGAUGUUUUGCUGUUGAAAUUGAGUUAACGAAGCUAGGGUUUUUGUAUAUUUUGUGAGCGAUCGACGGUUUUUUGAGGGUUGAGGAAAUUGGGGAUUUUUAACUAGGGUUAGAGGAAUUGGAUGGUAUAAUUGAUGGUUGAGGGGGAAGGAAUAGGGGAAAAUGCAAGGGGAAUUUUAUUAUGCAUGGGAUUGGGAGGAUACAGAGGGAUUGUAAAAGGAGGAGUGGUGGUGGUGGUGGUCAGCACAUGCCGGCGACGAUUACAAGGAGGACUGUAGCCGCCGGUGAUUCUCCUCUUGUUUCUACUGUUACUGCUGAUUCCUUUUGCAAGGACGGUCGCAAAAUUAGUGUUGGAGAUUGCGCUUUGUUUAAACCACCACAUGAUUCACCACCUUUCAUUGGAAUAAUCCGUAGACUAACAUUGAGUCAAGAUAAUAAUUUGCAAUUAGGUCUUAAUUGGCUCUAUCGUCCUGCUGAGCUGAAGCUUGGCAAAGGCAUCCUGCUGGACACCACACCCAACGAAAUCUUUUAUUCCUUCCAUAGGGAUGAGAUUCCAGCUGCAUCAUUACUCCAUCCAUGUAAAGUUGCAUUCCUUCCUAAAGGGGCUGAACUUCCAACAGGAACAUCCUCAUUUGUCUGCAGGCGGGUUUAUGACAUUCAAAACAAGUGUUUAUGGUGGUUAACUGAUCAAGAUUUUAUUAACGAGCUACAAGAAGAGGUAGAUCAGCUGUUAUACAAGACACGAGCAGAGAUGCAUGCAACAGUGCAGCCUGGUGGUCGUUCUCCUAAACCAAUGAAUGGCCCUAUAUCAUCAUCACAAUUGAAACCUGGUUCUGAUAAUGUACAAAGUAGUGUAACUUCUUUUCCUCCACAAGUCAAGGGAAAGAAAAGGGAGCGGGGAGAACAGGGUUCUGAAUCUAUUAAGCGUGAACGUUCAGUUAAAUCUGAUGAUAGUGAAAGCAUCUUGAAAUCUGAAAUUUCUAAAAUAACGGAAGAAGGAGGGCUUGUGGACAAUGAAGGGGCUGCAAAACUUGUUCAGCUCAUGCAACCAGAUAGAUUGGACAGGAAAAUGGAUUUGAUUAGUCGUUCAAUGCUUGCAAGUGUUGUAGCUGCGACUGACAAGUUUGACUGCCUUGACAGGUUUGUGCAGCUAAAGGGUUUGCCUGUGUUAGAUGGGUGGCUUCAAGAUGUUCGUAAAGGAAGGAUUGUUGAAUUUAGUAAUAGUAAGGACGGUGAUAAACCAGUUGAGGAAUUUCUCUUGGUUUUGCUGCGUGCACUUGAUAAGCUUCCUGUGAAUCUUCAAGCACUACAGAUGUGCAAUAUUGGUAGAUCUGUUAAUCACUUGCGCCAACAUAAAAACAUUGAGAUCCAGAGAAAGGCACGGAGCUUAGUUGACACAUGGAAGAAACGUGUAGAAGCUGAAAUGAACGUCAUUGAUGCUAAGUCUGGUUCAAAUCAAGCUGUCACAUGGCCCUCAAGAUCACGGUUGCCCGAGGCUUCUCAUAGCGGCAACAAAAAUCCUGGUGGUUCUAGUGAUGCAACAAAGAGCUUAGUUACACAGUUUUCUGCAUCUAAAACGACCUCAAUUAAGCCUACACCAAUGGAAACUAGCAUAAAGUCUGAGUCCUUAUCCCCAAGCUCCAUAAAACAAGCAUCAUCUCCUUCAUCUGGAAAAGUGGGUCAGCCAAGAGUUUCAGCUGUUGGUUACUGUGAUGUUCAUCUAGCAAAGGAAGAUAAAAGCAGCAGUUCUAGCCAGUCUCACAAUCACAGUCAAUCCUUCUCAGGGAAAGAGGACGCAAGGAGUUCAACUGCAGUGUCAAUGAGCAGCAUCAAGAUCUCUAAUGGUGGUUCUCGGCACCGCAAAUCAAUAAAUGGUGGUCAUGGAUCAUCAGUAUCUGGAGGUCAAAAAGAAAGUUCUACAAACAGAAAUUCUUCAUUGCACAGAAACCCUAGCACUGAUAAGUUGCUGCAGUCUGCAUUGAGUGGUGAAAAAACAGUUCAUGUGCCUGCUGUUGAGGGGAGUAGUCACAAAUUGAUAGUUAAGAUUUCUAACAAGGGUCGCAGUCCUGCCCGGAGUGCUAGUGGAGGAUCAUAUGAAGACCCUACCAUCAUGAGCAGCCGAGCUUCUUCUCCUGCGUUUUCCGAAAAGAAUGAUCAGCCUGAUCGUAAUUCUAAGGAGAAGACUGAUGCAUAUCGAUCAAAUGUUACUUUUGACGUGAAUGGAGAAUCAUGGCAGAGCAAUGUCUUGAAAGAUGUUCUCACUGGAUCUGACGAAGGUGAUGGAUCACCUGUUGCUAUUCCGGAGGAAGAGCGAAGUAAAACUGUUGGUGAGGGCAGGAAAUCAGCUGAAGUUGCAAAAGCUGCUUCUUCAUCAUCAGGAACGGAACUGAAGUCAGCGAAACUGCACGAAGCUUCUUUCAGCUCCAUGAAUGCAUUGAUUGAGAGUUGUGUAAAAUAUUCUGAAGCAAACACGUCCAUGUCACUAAGUGAUGCUGUUGGAAUGAAUCUGCUUGCCAGUGUGGCUACUGAAGAAAUGUCCAAGUCAGAGAGGGUUUCACCUUCUAUUUCUCCACAAGGAGAAAGUCCUUCAGGUGAAGAGACUGGCACAGGUGAUGAGCUUAAGUCAAAGUCAUCUCCUGUAGAUAGUUCUUCUGGUGACCUUAUUGGGCAAAAUGACGGUGAUGGUAAUGGUGGUAAAGAGAAACAGUUAAUUGCUGCUAGUACUUCGUGGUCUGAGGGCAAACUACAUGCUUACAGAAGUGCAGUGACGGAGUUUACCGGAGAUAGAAGACCCACUUCAUCUCCUUCUGAAGAAAAAACUACGGGAGAGUGCUUCAACUCUUCCUGCAUUGGUUCGCAGACAGCUGGAGAUUUAAAAUCAGAUGUUAAUGGGAAGUUGGGUGAGAUGGAAAAGUCUGCUGCUUCUCCUUGCAGUGUAUCAGAAAGGACCAGUGAUGGUGAACAGAGCAAACAAUUCCAGGAGGAAAAAGUGGUUUCCACUAAGACUUUUGACGGUGUUCUAGAUGCUGAAUUAGAUGGACAUGGUAGUUCAAUAGUAGAAGACAAAGUCACUAAUGCCCUUUUAAGCAUGGAAGACUUAAAACGACCAGUUGAAGUUUCCACUUCUAAAUUUGAAGGCGACCACAAAAAUGAGGUGAGUAGGGUGUUAGGUGUUGCUAGUACAGAGCUGAAACCAGCUUCGAUUGUGGCAAAAUCUGAACCUACAGAGGGAAGUGACAAGGAAGAGCUGCAACCAACUGGUUUUAGUCGAGAUUCUGUUGCACGCCAAGGUGGACAGCCUGAUAAAAUAGAUGCAAAAAAUACUAAGCAGGUAGAAAAGCUAAAUUCUGAUCAAGAAGCGGUUGAUGCUUCUGUUAUUGAGGAUAAAGCCAUAUUUGAAUCUAAUUUAGCUAGAAGAAAUCUGAUAAAGGAUGAACCUAGUGUCGAAAAUAACGAUAUUCCUGCACAUGAUCCUGGCGGCGGAUUAUUUACUAAAGAGGCACCUGGAUUUUCUAAUGCGGAAGUGGAGAAAUUUGUGGAAUCAAGAGAAUUUAAAUACUCUGGUGUAGAGGCAGAUAGAACAAAGGACUGUGCAUCCACCAAGGGGGAAACUUCUUCCAGCUCUGCUGCUGCCGCUCCAGAUUCAGCUUCAAAGAUGAAGUUUGACUUAAAUGAAGGUUUCAUUUCUGAUGAGGGGAAAUAUGGGGAGCCAAUCAACUCGAGAGGCCUUGGGUGUUUGUCAAAUGUCCAUAUAAUGAGCCCAUUGCCAUUUGCUGUCUCUUCUGUUUCCAGUAGUCUUCCUGCUUCUGUUACGGUGGCUGCUGCUGCCAAAGGACCUUUUGUCCCACCAGAAGAUCUAUUGAGAGUCAAAGGGGAGUUUGGAUGGAAAGGAUCAGCAGCCACAAGUGCUUUUCGUCCAGCUGAACCCAGAAAAGCACUUGACAUGCAUUCAUGUUCCACGGCCAUCUCUCUUUCUGAAGCUUCUACUAGCAAGCAUGGUCGGCCUCCAUUAGAUAUUGAUCUGAAUGUAGCAGAUGAAAGAACCUUUGAUGACAUAAAUUCUCGGGAUUCUGUUCUAGCGAUAGUAUCUGCGGUGGACCAUAUAACUGAUCUUGUUGCAUCAAAAAGUAAACACCCAGAUUCUCCUGCUGUUCAUAGUUCUGGGGGACUCGAUCUUGAUUUGAAUAGAGUUGAUGAACCUAAUGAUGUAGGGCAAUGCUCCUUGAGUAGCAGUCAUAGAUUAGAGGGUGUAGUGUUACCCUCAAAAUCGAUUUCAUCCGGCGGCUUACCAACUGUAGAAGUCAGGAGGGACUUUGAUUUAAAUAACGGGCCUGGUGUUGAUGAUUCAAGUGUGGAACAGCCUCUAUUCUACCAGAGUCAUCAGGGAAUCUUGCGUUCCCAAUUUAAUGCUUCUAGCCUCAGAAUGAACAAUCCAGAAAUGGGAAACUUAUCGUCUUGGUUUGCUCCUGGGAAUAGUUACUCAACUAUGACAAUUCCAUCAAUUUUGUCUGAUCGUGGGGAGCAGCCGCCGUUUCCAAUAACCCCAUCUGGUGCCCCGCGAAUGUUAGGUCCAGCUGCUGCUGGUCUCCCCUUCACUCCAGAUGUUUUCAGGGGUUCAGUAUUGUCAUCAUCACCUGCUGUGCAAUUUUCACCUUCGCCUUUCCAGUAUCCUGUGUUCCCUUUUGGAACCACUUUCCCACUUCCUUCUGCAACAUAUGCAGUUGGAUCAGCCUCUUAUAUUGAUUCGUCCUCUGGUGGAAGGCUUUUUACUCCGCCUGUGAAUUCACAGUUACUGGGACAUGUAGGUGCUGUGUCAUCUCAAUAUCCAAGGCCUUAUGUGGUUGCAGUUCCUGACGUUAACAGCAAUGGAGCCGGAGACCACAACAGAAAACGGAGCCGGCAAGGUCUGGAUCUGAAUGCAGGUCCUGGAGCUAUGGACUUGGACGGGAAAGAAGAGUCAGUUCCGUUGGCAUCAAGGCAACUUUCUGUUGCUGGCUCACAGGCACAUGCAGACGAGCAUGGGAUGAUGUAUCCUGUGGCUGGGGGUCUACUGAAGAGGAAGGAACCUGAGGGAGGAUGGGACAGCGAGAGCUUCAGGUUCAAGCAAUCAUCAUGGCAGUAGAAACACAAAAUAACUGCGACCUUGGCGACUUUCAAGUUAUUGGAGGAUGGACUCUGUUGGGCUCCUCAAAGUGUCAGCUUCUAGUGUGCUCUCGAGGCUAUGUGAUGUGUCCGAUUACGUUUACUCUAACCACCAUUUCUUUUGGUGUAUGAAUGGAAGGAGAACUUCGAUGGGUUUAUGAGCACUUUGGUCAGCGAUUUUGUCUGGGUGGACGCAGAUGAGUUUCCUCUCUGUAAAUAUUUUAACUGUAGGAAGGCUUGAAAUCUGCAAUACCCAGCAACUGCAGAUAAAUUGUCUUAUCCUGGACCAAAACAUAUAACCAGUGGAGGUUGGGUUUCUGGACCGAGAAAUGGAAGGCCUUUUAUGUUCUUUGUUGCCAAUCAUCUUUCUUGGCAGUUCUGCCCUCUUUUUUUGUGCAAUUACAUAAAUAUAAAGAGGCUGACACCAAAUUUUGGUUCUAGAGCGUCCAUCUGCCAUGCUUUUAUUUGAUGCAGUUGCAUUGUACCUUAAAUUCACUUGGUUCCUAACUUUAGCUUUAGUCUGAUUCACAGAUAAGACUAGUUCAAGGUUAUAUUAUCAAUAGUGUUGCGAGAACCGUGUUUUACCUUCUAGCCAUUAUUUGUGAACCAAAUUAUUCUUGAGAGCUAGGAAAAGAAUACUUUGGUUUAUGUUGAGGAUCCAAAGGGUGUAGAGUUUGGAGCAAAUGUUGGAUAUAGUGGUCUACAAUACUGUUGUGUUUUCUGCCAUCGUGUGGCUGCUGCUAGGGUUGUUUCUAUUUGAAACGGUUUUGAAAGAUUUCA
Molecule: messenger RNA, 6188 nt
Organism: Nicotiana tabacum (common tobacco)
Lineage: Eukaryota; Viridiplantae; Streptophyta; Magnoliopsida; Solanales; Solanaceae
Cellular component (GO): nucleus
Molecular function (GO): chromatin binding
Source: RefSeq, a predicted model, not a curated record